AUGGUUUGGCUAUGGUAUUUAUAUACAUUUGCAUUUUUUAUUAAUUCGGUAUUUGCCGAGGCAAAUGCAGCUGGUGUCGAUUCUAAUAACGAUGUUAUAAUUAUUGAUCCAGCUUAUAAAAAUUUAAUGAAUCGUAUUGUCACACUUUACAUAGACAUUACAACCGUCGAUGCUGCUGGUAAUGUUAUAACUAGUACAAGUACAAUGUUUUCUUCUGAUCCAGUUACUGCUCCUGCUACCACCCCAGUUGUCGUAGCUGCAACAACUACUCCUACUACCACCCCAGGUGUCAUAGCCGCAACAACUGCAACUAGUUCAAGUUCGACAGUCGCCAAAACAGCGUCAAAUUCUGGUGGUAUAUCUUUACUUAAUCCAGUUAGUACUAUUUAUACAACAACAAAAGCUGGUGGUGGUACUACCGUUAUAAGACAGACAGUCACUCCAUACGUUUCUACUACAGCUGUUAUUAAUUCACAACUUCAAGAGACAUUUAUAUCUGUGACAACUGUCACUCCUUCAAUCUAUACUAAUCCAUCUCAAUUAUCAGCAUUGAAGGCUGCCUCUGGAUCAUCGGGAACAGGAUCAACAACUACUCAUUACACUGGUACAAAGCCAGAUCCGUCCACUGAUAUGACUACACCACCAGUAUCAUCCGUGACAAAUUUAUCUAUGGAUCCCUAUGUUACAAUUACUCAAGGUACAACUAAAACAUUCACCACUACUAGGGGUAGAACAUCAAUUUGGGUCACUGUAGUUGAUGCUGGUUUUACAUUGACUGUCCAAACUACUUUUGCUCAAAGAUUUAGUUCUCAAUACAAAUCAGUUGCUGAACCCUCUUCAGGUUCAGUUGGUUUAGGUUCAAUUAAAGGUACGGUCGGUGUGGUUAAACAUACAAUGACUGCCUCUGCCUCUGCCUCAGACACAGUAGCCAAAGCUGUUACCGUUAACGCAGCUUCUUCUCUGUCUCCAUAUUAUGGUUAUUCACUAUUAUUCAUUCUAGCAUCCAUUAUUUUCUUAUAA
Messenger RNA from Vanderwaltozyma polyspora DSM 70294, 1020 nucleotides. It is a transcript of the gene KRE1, whose product is annotated as Kre1p. Lineage: Eukaryota; Fungi; Ascomycota; Saccharomycetes; Saccharomycetales; Saccharomycetaceae. The coding region runs from base 1 to 1020 and encodes 339 amino acids. Gene Ontology annotation, biological process: fungal-type cell wall organization. The record is from RefSeq and is a predicted model, not a curated record. The transcript has a single exon.